AUGGAUAAGUCGUGGAUAAAAGCUGAUAGAGAUUCCUUACAGUAUGAAAUAGGUGUUGAAAAUUUCUUGAUAUUUGCCGAGGAUAAUGCAAAAAACCCAAAAAAAAUUCGUUGUCCUUGUGCACGCUGCGUUAACUUCAAAAAAUUCCCGGUAGAUAUAAUCAGAGGUCAUCUGUAUGAUUCGGGUUUUAGUUUAGGAUAUUUUGAAUGGAUUUGGCAUGGUGAAGAGGUUUGUAACAGUACUACGUUAGCUGUUGGUAGUAGUUGCCCUCCUCCAAAGCCCACACCACCAACAGAAACCUACAACGUAUGCGACGCAACCUAUAGUAAGGACGAUUACAAUAAUGAUGAGUCUGAAGACUUCAAGAGGUUUGUUGCAGAUGCAGAACAACCUCUAUUUGAGGGAAGUGAGUGCACUAAACUAGAAACAGUCUUGAAAUUACAUAAUUGGAAGGUUAGGUUUGGGGUUAGUGAUAAGGCUUUUACUGAUCUUCUUGAGUCUGUUGGGUCAUUUCUUCCGAAAGACAAUGUGCUUCCAUCUAAUAUGUACGAGGCCAAGAAAACCUUGACUGAUUUAGGACUUGAGUAUGUAAAAUUCCACGCUUGUCCAAAUGAUUGCGUAUUGUAUAGGGGUCCACUCCUUGAGUCUUCUUCUGAGUGUCCAAAUUGCCAUUUGUCUCGCUGGAAAAUUGGGAAAGAUGGUAAAAUUAGGGUAAAUGUGCCGGCUAAGGUUAUGUGGUAUUUUCCUAUAAUCCCCAGGUUUAAACGAAUGUUUAAAUCUACUUCUACUGCCAAAUUAAUGGAUUGGCAUUCAGUGAAUCGGUCUAAUGAUGGGAAGAUGCGCCACCCCUCUGAUUCUCCUUCAUGGAGGAAUAUAGAUUAUAGGUGGCCUGAUUUUGGUAGUGAGCCAAGACACUUACGGUUGGGAUUAGCGGCUGAUGGUAUAAAUCCGCACAAUAACGGAUUAAACAACCGGUAUACUUGCUGGCCAGUUAUGUUAGUAACAUAUAAUCUUCCUCCAUGGUUAUGCAUGAAGAGGAAGUUUAUGAUGUUAACAACAUUAAUUUCUGGCCCGCAUGAACCAGGUAAUAAUAUUGACGUAUAUCUCGAGCCGCUAAUUGAUGCUUUAAAAAAAUUGUGGGAGGAAGGUGAACCAAACGUGUACGAUGCGCAUACUGAUUCUUUUUUCACUCUAAAGGCAGUUCUGAUGUGGACAGUAAAUGACUUCCCGGGGUAUGCCAACUUGUCGGGAUGCAUUAAUAAGGGUUAUAAGGCUUGUCCUAUUUGUGGUGAUCAGACUGUAGCUAAGUAUUUAAACCAUAGUAGGAAAAUGUCCUACCAAGGCCACCGUCGUUACUUAGAUAAAUAUCAUCCCUAUAGGAGGCUUAGGACAGCUUUCAAUGGAGAACAGGAAUUAGGUAUUGCGCCUGAACCACUUACCGGAGAAGAAGUUUUGGCGCAGCAACAACUUCUUAAAUUUAGUUUUGGAAAGGGGGGGGAAGUCGAAAAAGGUCGAAUCUGCAUGGAAAAAACAAUCAAUUUUUUUUGA
This is a messenger RNA of Daucus carota subsp. sativus, 1548 nucleotides long. RefSeq lists its product as uncharacterized. The record is from RefSeq and is a predicted model, not a curated record. The transcript has a single exon. The coding region runs from base 1 to 1548 and encodes 515 amino acids. NCBI's taxonomy places the organism in Eukaryota, Viridiplantae, Streptophyta, Magnoliopsida, Apiales, Apiaceae.